Messenger RNA from Nymphalis io (European peacock), 857 nucleotides. RefSeq names its product circadian clock-controlled protein daywake-like. The transcript has 5 exons. Bases 25 to 741 code for a protein of 238 amino acids. The record is from RefSeq and is a predicted model, not a curated record. NCBI's taxonomy places the organism in Eukaryota, Metazoa, Arthropoda, Insecta, Lepidoptera, Nymphalidae.
AUUGGUACGAGACGGACUAAAAACAUGUUUCUAUCAGUGUUAAUAACGUUUGUUUGUUUUGUAAGCGGAGUCUUAACAAAUAGUUUAAUAACACCAUGUAAAAUCAGCGACAUUGCUUGUGUUGAUAAAUCCGUGAAAGGAGUAAUACCAAAAGUCAUUGCUGGAAUCCCAGGACUCGGAGUUGAGUCCUCUGAUCCUAUUUUCGUAGAGGAAAUAGACGGAAACUUAUCCAUAAUUAAAUAUAAAUUCUUCAACACUACAAUAACUGGAUUUAAAAACUGUGAAAUUUCAAAUUUCAAAUUGAAUGAGGACAUCACCACAAUACACUACGACCUAAUCUGCCCUAAGAUUCAUAUGAAGGGUAAAUAUGAAGUAAGCGGACGUCUUGUAGUUUUACCAGUUGAAGGAAAUGGUGAUUUUGAAUUGAUAACAGGAAAAUAUUCAAUACACGUUGAUUCUGAACUGAAAAAAGUUCAAGGUAAUAAUGGAAAAACUCAUUUAUUUAUUAAAAACUUCAAACUAAAAUCUAAGGCGCUGUCUCCUAUAAAAUACGACUUUAAAAAUUUGUUUAAUGGACAAAAGGAUUUGUCGGAUGCAGUACACAAGUUUGCCCAUGAAAACUGGUUCGAAGUAGCCGAGCUAGUUCAAGAACCAACAUGGAACACUUGCAUGAAGAAAGUCACUAGCAAUGUCAACAAGUACCUAAAAAGUGUUGCGGUCGAAGAUAUUAUACUAAAUUAAGACAAUAAUUUCAGUAAAAGGUUCCGGUAAAUGGUAGAGGUUACCUAUAUUUAAAUUAAGAAUAAUACAAUAAAAAUAUUAUACCUAUGUUUUAUGAAAGUGAUACAAAGUUUUAU